Molecule: messenger RNA, 1457 nt
Organism: Pseudoliparis swirei
Lineage: Eukaryota; Metazoa; Chordata; Actinopteri; Perciformes; Liparidae
Exons: 3
Coding region: 67-756 (229 amino acids)
Source: RefSeq, a predicted model, not a curated record
ACAAAAAAGGAAGAAGAAUCUAAGAGCCAAUCAGCUCUCCGUGAGGGCAGCGAGGCGUUUCCCAUCAUGCACUGGGCCACGCAGUCGGUGGAGAAGCAACUGCGGCGCCUCGGCUCUGUUGAGAUUCUCAGUGACCACGUGAUGGUGCGUCGUUCAAAGAUGGAGUCCCACGAGCCUCCGGUGUCGGUCUCCGUGUCUCCGGGAGAAAUGCUGAGGCUGUUGGUGAAGCAGCGAGUCCACGCGGCCGUUGAAGAGUCUUUUGGGCUGUUGGACACAUUGACAGCAGCUUAUGAGGACACCGUGUCUCAGCUCAGAGAACACGAGCGACGCGCAUCAGAUGUCCAGCAGCUGGUUGGGAUUAAAGCAGAUGUCCCCCCUGAGGACCAGGACAAAGAGGAGCCGGAGCCCCUCCUCAUAAAAGAGGAGCUGCAGGAUCUCUGGACCCGUCUAGAGGGAGAUCAGCUCAUUGUGCUGGAGGAGGCCGAUAUCACCAAGUUCUUAUCCACUGCUGUUACUUUGAAGAGUGAAGAUGACGAACCUCAUACCUCACGGCUUCAUCAAAGCCAGACGGAGGACAACAAAGAGGCGGAGCCUCCCGCCUGCAGCUCAGCUACACCAAUACAAACAGAAACUGAUGGAGUCGACUGUGGGGGAUCAGGACCAGACUGGAACCUAAAUCCACAUCGUCAUUCACAUCCAAAUGCUGAUGAUGAAGAGGCUUCAGACUCUUCCGAGACUGAGGAUCCAUGCAGGUGACGCCCGUGACCCUGCCUGCAGAUGAACCUACACCUGAGGACAUUUGGCUGAGAGCUGCCAGCCAGACGACCCAGUGGGCCUCAUAGAAGAGUUCAAGCUGUGUGCCGGUGCUGUUACGUGUGGUUGACAGGGUGCUGUUGUCCUACGGUUCAUCUCAUUGUAAAUAUUGCUACUGCCAUAUCGAUCGAUACUGUGAGUAUUUCCACUGGUCUCUGCAGCAUCGAUUCCGUUUCUUUGAAACAGAUAUUUUAUUUCUUAUAUUGAAGCACUCUAGGAUUAAGGUGUCUUUACGCUGCAGACCGCAUACCGGGAGCGGCUAACUUGUGGUGGAGUCCCUAUGUAGUGGCGCACUCUGCAAUAUAAUCUGUGUGAUGUAUGUAACUGAUGUAAUGUGUACUACGAUGUCAUUCCUUGGUACAUGCUGUAUCACAAAGUCUUGUAAUCAUGUGUGAGAGGUGUGCGAGUCCAGAGUGUCUGUAAAAAUCUAUUUUAAACAAUUUGAGCAAAAUGUCCAUAAAAAGAAGGAAUAGAGGUCUUCGAAUAGAUCCUUCUAGACGGAUACAGACGUUCAGAUAUUGAUCCUUCACUCUUUGGAAAAACACUUUGCUCAUCAGCUCGAGUUUUACUUAUUUAGCUGUUAACCUUUUUAUUUUUAUCUUGUGUUAAAUAAACAUCGACUGCAUUGCAGUUUGACUACAUCA